AUGGGGCUCCAGGGCCACUGGCAGCAGUGCGGCGAGGGUCCGGGCCCCUUCCUCCAGCCCCGUGGAGAAGCCUCUGCCCCUGCACGGGGCAGGCUUGGCAGCAUCCUGGCUGAAGCGAGGGGAGAGGAAGAAGCCAAGCGGGCUCCCACCCUCCGCCAUUGUGGGGAGUGGGCUACAUUCCUGGAGGGCGGCCACUGGAGGCGAUUCCAGGCCUUAGCUCUGCUCCUGACCAUCCUGGAGCGGCUGUGGGAGGACCUCUCCCUCGUCUGGGGAAGCCCCCUCUCUGUAAACACAGCUCAGUGCAAACUGGGCUUGGCAAGCUGGGUGGGGGCCGGGGCACCUGGUGAUGCUGGGAGGGAGUUGUGGGGACCCUCAGAAAAAGCCACAGCUGGCCAGCCACGAGUGACCCUGCUGCCCACACCCAAUGGCAGUGGGUCAAGCUGGGAGUUUGACGGUCCCUGGCCGGAGAUCCCGGAGAGGUCCCCGUGUGUGGCUGGCAUUGCCCCUGUCAUCUACUACAGCAUCCUGCUGGGCCUGGGGCUGCCUGUCAAUCUCCUGACAGCGGUGGCCCUGGCCCGCCUCGCCACCAGGACCAGGAAGCCUUCGUACUGUUAUCUCCUGGCACUCACGGUCUCGGACAUCGUCACGCAGGUGGUCAUCGUGUUCGUGGGCUUCCUCCUGCAGGGCGCAGUCCUGGCCCGCGAGGUGCCACCGGCCGUGGUGCGCACGGCCAACAUCCUGGAGUUCGCGGCCAUCCACGCCUCGGUCUGGAUUGGCGUGCUGCUGACGCUGGACCGCUACAGCGCCCUGUGCCGCCCCCUGCACCACCGGGUGGCCUCGUCCCCGGGCCGGACCCGCAGGGCCAUUACCGCUGUCCUCGGGGCCGCCCUGCUCACCGGCAUCCCCUUCUACUGGUGGCUGGACGUGUGGAGGGACGCGGAGCCCCCUGGCACGCUGGACAAGGUCCUGAAAUGGGCCCACUGCCUCACCGUCUACUUUGUCCCUUGUGCCAUCUUCCUGGUGGCCAACUCGGCCAUCGUUCAUCGGCUCCGCCAGAGCGGGCUGCGGCCCCACGUGGGCAAGAGCACUGCCAUCCUCCUGGGGUUCACCACCCUCUUUGCGCUCCUGUGGGCGCCCCGGAUCUUCGUCAUGCUCUACCACCUCUACGUGGCCCCCGUCCACCACGACUGGAGGGUCCACCUGGCCUUGGACGUGGCCAACAUGGCAGCCAUGCUCACCACAGCAAUCAACUUCGGCCUUUACUGCCUUGUCAGCAAGACGUUCCGGGUCACUAUCCGAGAGGUCAUCCACGACGCCCAUCUGUCCUGCACCCUGGGAUCUCGGCCAGAGGGCAUCAACGUAGAGCCUGUGUUGAAGCUUCCAGGAUUCCCCAAAAGGACAGAAUCCUAUGAAAGGGGGCCCAGCCACGGAGCUUGGGGUGCUUAG
Messenger RNA from Elephantulus edwardii (Cape elephant shrew), 1446 nucleotides. It is a transcript of the gene GPR142, whose product is annotated as G protein-coupled receptor 142. NCBI's taxonomy places the organism in Eukaryota, Metazoa, Chordata, Mammalia, Macroscelidea, Macroscelididae. The transcript is spliced from 5 exons. The coding region runs from base 1 to 1446 and encodes 481 amino acids. Gene Ontology annotation, cellular component: membrane. The record is from RefSeq and is a predicted model, not a curated record. Gene Ontology annotation, molecular function: G protein-coupled receptor activity. Gene Ontology annotation, biological process: G protein-coupled receptor signaling pathway.